AUGAAAAUAAAGAAUGUUUUAGUAAAUUGUUCCAAAUGGUUGUAAGUAUUGAGCAGUACAAAUAACGUUUAUUGCAUGGACAAUAAAUCGAGCACAGCAAGUUCAAGAUUUUUCUGUGUAUAAGAAUCUGCCCAUUCAUUGAGCCAGAUACCUACAAUGAGUUCACUAAAAAGGUAGUUAUUAAAAAUAUAGUUAAUAAUAUUGCAUUUGUAAAUAUAGAUGGUUGGUUGGCUAAGAGCCGUGUUGAUAUUUCUCAAUUGUCAAUUUUACGCACAAUUUCUCGUUUUCACAGUUUCUACUCGUGUUCAUAGAACUGUAAAUCAACACGGAAAAUCUUUAAUAUUUGUUAAUUAAAUACUGAUAAGGAAUGACAAGAUAUGAUCUGUCUUAAAGGCACAAUGAAAUGCAGCUGGAAAAAGGAAGCUCUUUGAAAUAAAUUUUUUUAAGCGGUUAAGUGUCAACAAUUUUGCGUUGUUUUCAGUGAAUGCCCUUCAUAUUUGGAUUGAUUCUGCAUGAUUUCAACCUGCAGGAUGUUCAGUUCUCCCUUUCCUUUAACUCUACGUACUACCGACUACUCACACAUAACCACGGAUAAGAUAACUGGUAUAAGUAUACCACUACUAAUAUAAGUAUAUAAAAGUUAUUGUGUAUUAAUUAACCUGUCGGAGAAUAGCAAAACAUCACCAGCUUAUGAGAGUGUAACUUAGUAGGCCAAAUACUGUGAAAACCGAAAUGACUGGUACAAUCUUGUGUUCACAUUGUUACACAUUCUGGAAAGGAGUACCAAACCUUAAAAUGUGUAUAUAAUCCUACAAAUUUUGUUUUGUUCAUUUAGAAAGCAAUCACCUUCACAAUGGGCCGAUGUUAUAUCACUCGAUUAUAUUGUCGAUGGGCAAUUACUCACGGAGUUAGACGAAGACGAAACAGUAUCAUUGAAUUUUUCACAAAGUAUCAAAACAGCAGGAAAUCGGGUAAGGAUGCAAAACAUUAAAGGAAAGAGCAUAUAUAUAUAUGCAAUUAUUGUUAAAUUAAAUUUUCAUAACUAUAAUAACUAAUUUGUAUUAAAACGUUUUUUCAACUAGUAAUCUAUAUACAGUCAGAUAUAAUUUUAGUUGUGCCCAAAUUUGUCUAGCCUGCAAACAGGCUCUCAAGAUAGGUUUAGCCUACAUUCCUUAUGCAAAAGUGUUAAUUCUGUUUGGGCUCUCUUUUUGUUACUGACAUUGUUGCGAUUUUCUCAUAGAUAUAUCGUUUAGAAUUUUCACUCCUUUGAUUUAUUAACAUAAUGUCUUAGUGGAAUUUUAGUGCUUGUCAUGUUUUUUGCACAUACAUAACGCAUAAAUAAAAAAUAUUAAAAAUUCGAAUCAUUGCCAAAAUCAUUCUGAAUAUGAUAUUUCAAAGCUUUCCUUUAAUUCAGAUUUCUGAAUUGCUCAAUUUAGAUAUUUUGUAUGUUUUUGGAUGGAAUUGAAUGGAGUAAUGAAGGAAUGAAACUUGGUUCGACUGACCAAGAAAGUGUUGAAUGCGUAACCAAUCAUUUAUCAAGCUUCGCAAUGGUUGUUCUUGAUGCAGAGGUACAUCCACUUGUCUCAUUGUCUGUAGGAUAACGUCUAUAAUAUUGUAAGUACAAUAUAAGCAUUGCAUUAAUUUAGGAAUCCAACUCUUGCCAUUUGCAGUGCUUCAGAGUUGAAUGAAUAAUUGUGUAAGAAGGUACAGGCUUUUGUGAACGAAAAAUUCUUGAUAAUUUCGGACCCAAAACGUGCCUUCACUGCAAUGUCAUUACGUAUAUUUUUUUGUUAAAAAUCGAAAUAUACGCACCACCACCACCCCCCCCCCCUUCCUACCCAGCUGGGGGUAGGAAGGGCGCGGGUGGUGGUGGUGGUGGUGGUUAGCAAUCAUUCUCCACAUGGCAACAUCAUGUAAUAGUUUUUAUACUACAUCCUUCAUCUUGAAAUAGCUCAAGUAAGUGCUACAAAAAUAGCAACGAUUUAUUGUCAUUUCUAAUAAAGUUCGUAUUCAUGGUCUGUAAACCUACGUUUAUUCGAGCAUUUACUGUAAGUUGCGUGCUGUUUUGAGAGUUAGUUGGUGCUCAAGCACCGUUUUUUUCAUAGCUAUUAUUAAUGUAAAUAUUUUAAGAAAUGUUUAUAGUUUGUAACGGGGGAGUGCCUCGCAUGGGACUUUAAGUCCAAUAAAUUGAUUUAAAUGAAAAAAAGACAAAAAAAAACAAUUUUGUGUAUUUUGCAGUCAAGGGAAGCCGACAGAAUUGCUUUGAAGUUCAUCAGUUAUAUUGGAUCUGGACUUUCACUGGCUGGCCUGGUUUUCACAUGUGUUGUCUAUAUUGUUCUAUAGUAAGUACCAGUCGGUGAAGGACAUUAAAGGAGAAGCUGUGUUGACCGUAAUGGGAAACUGAAGCCAUGCAUCAAUUGGUUUUGAAUUUGGUUUCAAAGAAACUAUACCACAAGCAAAUAACGUUAACAAUUAUAAAACCAUAGAUUAAAGAAUAAGACUUUUAGCACAAAUUUAAAAGUAUUUAACUCUAAUACAACUUUUUUAGAACUCUCGACUUACUUUCGUGUGUCUUGAUUACUUUAGCCUGUCUAAAAGCUAAAACUGUGACAAGUCCACAGAAAUACAGAGCCCUGUUUCUGAAAUGUAUUUUUUAAAUGUUCUAAGUGUACCAUAAAUUGGUAGAAUGCGCAUGCAUUAAUUAGUUACAUGCAUCUUCUACAAAUUUUAAUGGGAAAAUUCGACAAGAAUAGUAUUAAAUUUGACAUUAUAAUUCUGCGAUUAGCUAUUCUGCGAUUAUAAUUCUGCGAAGUGACAUGUGCGGAAGUGACUCAAGCAGCAUGCUGAAAUGACAUGAAAAUUUAUGUAAUUUGUCUUCUUUAUUUUUUGCCAAUUUCAGCAAAGAUCUUCAGAUUUUGACCACCAGUCGUCACCUGGUACAUUUCAACUUACAGAUUGCUUUAGGAUUGACACAGAUUGUUUUCCUCGCGGGAGGAAGUGCCACCAUAAUGUGGUUGGUAAUUUAA
Messenger RNA from Paramuricea clavata, 3026 nucleotides. Lineage: Eukaryota; Metazoa; Cnidaria; Anthozoa; Malacalcyonacea; Plexauridae. The record is from the annotation of a GenBank genome assembly.